Messenger RNA from Salvia miltiorrhiza (redroot sage), 971 nucleotides. Its product is annotated as non-specific lipid transfer protein GPI-anchored 5-like. NCBI's taxonomy places the organism in Eukaryota, Viridiplantae, Streptophyta, Magnoliopsida, Lamiales, Lamiaceae. The transcript has 3 exons. The record is from RefSeq and is a predicted model, not a curated record. The coding region runs from base 278 to 826 and encodes 182 amino acids.
GAUUGUUUCUUUAAAUAUUAGAAUUCUGAAAUUUGAUAAAAGAAGAUAUUUAGGAAUCAAUUAAGCAACUGAUGAUAGGGAGAAUUUACCUAACCAUCAAGUGAAGUAUCUAUCUAAAAAAACUCAAAUUUAAUAAUAACUCAUAUAUAGUUUAGGAAAAGUUGGGCAACCAAGAAGUGAUCUACUGAAAUAAUCCUCAUGUUAAAUAGCGUUUAUCACUCUGUUGUAGCAGAUAAUUGAAGUAACCAACGUUAUUUUCCUCAAAAUAUUUGGACAAAUGGGUAGUAAAAGCUGCAGAAUUUGGUCAUUCCUAGUGUUUGCAGUAAUGGUAAGCAGAGGAGGCAGGGGUGAGUCUGCAGGGUGCUCGAACAACAUGAUAAGCGGCCUAUCCUCGUGCAUAAGCUACCUGAGAGGGAACUCGUCGCGGCCGUUGCCAUCGUGCUGCGCCUCUCUGGCCAACGUCCAGCAGGCGCAGCCCGAGUGCAUCUGCCCGAUGCUCACCAAUAAUGGUGCAAGCGCCACUCUCGGCACUGCCAUCAACCGGACUCUUGCAAUGGCCAUGCCCGCCACCUGCAAACUUCCAACUCCUCAAUGUCAUGAUGAUGUUGGUAAUGGAGGUGCAGCAAGCUCGCCUGCGGUGUCGCCGCCGUCGGACGCCUCCUCCCCGUCCCCGCCUUCAACAGCGGAAGCGCCAACCUCUGAUUUCGAUUCAGGUUCGAAGACAGUUCCGGUUCCGAAUAUUGAUACAUCUGAUGCGACAACAUCAUCGAUCUACCUUAUAUUCAUGGCUGCUUGGAUCAUCGCCACGUCUCAUUUUCAAUAUUAAUUUUUCCCUUCUAAUUAAUUAUUCAUGCUUCUUGUAACAUAUUAGCAUGCGUUUAAUUCUUUCUUUUCGUCUUCUCAACACUCGGAAUAAUAAGAUUUUGGUGGAUUAUGCAGAAGCAUAAUCUAUCAUUUGUUCACAAAGAAAA